AUGGCAGAAGAUCGAUUGGAGGAAGAGCCAGGCCAUCCAGUACCUCCAGGGGAGCCUGCAAUUCCUAUUAACCACACUACACCUGCCGGUUUUCUCCUUGCGUGGCCAUCUAUUUAUCGCAUUGUUGGACCACAUCUGAGAGCCAAAGGCAUUAAACACAUUACGGAAUACCCUAUUAGCCACGAGCAAAACCAGUGUAUUCAAACGCCCAGCCACGCCUCAGCCUGGGGUCCCGUCAAGGCAGGCAACCUCUUACUUCCGGGCGAGGCUAAGGCAGGCUCAUGCAAAAAAAAGCUUGUCCAGGCAGGCUUAGGCAAGGUUGAGAUUUUGUACAGGCGGGCUUAG
Molecule: messenger RNA, 345 nt
Organism: Metarhizium robertsii ARSEF 23
Lineage: Eukaryota; Fungi; Ascomycota; Sordariomycetes; Hypocreales; Clavicipitaceae
Product: glycoside hydrolase family 76
Exons: 1
Coding region: 1-345 (114 amino acids)
Source: RefSeq, a predicted model, not a curated record